Messenger RNA from Brienomyrus brachyistius, 1347 nucleotides. It is a transcript of the gene ndufa10, whose product is annotated as NADH:ubiquinone oxidoreductase subunit A10. The transcript has 10 exons. The record is from RefSeq and is a predicted model, not a curated record. The coding region runs from base 83 to 1150 and encodes 355 amino acids. Gene Ontology annotation, biological process: mitochondrial electron transport, NADH to ubiquinone. Lineage: Eukaryota; Metazoa; Chordata; Actinopteri; Osteoglossiformes; Mormyridae. Gene Ontology annotation, cellular component: cytoplasm.
GGACGCGAUGACGCAUAUUUUUCGCGCCAAGCGCUGGAGAGCGGAUUCGGGGUCAGGUUAGAGGUUUCUUUGGGUAUUGGGGAUGAUUGUGCGGGUUGUUCGGCUGUUCAUCCCCACUGCUGGGGUUGCGUUAAGAGGAGGUUUCGCGGUACAGACGGCCAGAAUCCACUCAGGCAGCCCUAGGAACCUGCAGUAUGGCUGGUGGGCUUAUGCACUGGGAGAGCGGACCACCCCCAGGUUCAAGGAGAACAGCAAAAUCAUCAGCAUUGAUGGCAAUUUGGCAUCAGGAAAAGGGGCUCUGGCACAAAAGCUUGCAGACAAGUUAGGGAUGAUGUACAUGCCCGAGCCUGAUACGCACUACCUGGACAAAAUGACGGGGGAGAAGGAGCCGCUGGACACGCGCUUCAACGGCAACUGCAGCCUGGAGAAGUUUUACAGGGACCCCAAGGCCGCUGACGGAAACUCCUAUCGACUGCAGUCCUGGAUGUAUCACAUCAGGCUUCUGCAGUAUUCAGACGCCAUUGAGCACCUCCUCACUACGGGGCAGGGUGUUGUUCUGGAACGCUCUCCCUUCAGUGACCUGGUGUUUCUGGAAGCCAUGGCCAAGCAGGGCUACAUCCGGAAGCAGUGUGUGGAUCACUACAACGAGAUCAAGGGGAUCAGCCUGUGCGAAUUCCUGCCCCCGCACCUGGUAAUCUAUGUGGACGUCCCUGCUGAGGAAGUACAGAAGAAGCUAAAGCAGUCGGGGGAGGCAUAUCUCCAGAACAUCUCCCUGCCCUACCUGAAGAGCAUUGAGGAUUCCUAUAAGAAGACCUUCCUCCCUCAGAUCAGCACGACCUCGGAGGUGCUGGUGUACGAUACGGCCCAGGCGCAGGACAUCGAGAAGGUGGCUGAGGACAUAGAGUACCUGAAGUUUGACAAGGGGCCGUGGUUGGAGCAGGAUGACGUCACCUUCCAUUACAUGCGGAUGCUGGUUGAAGACAAGCAGAGAGUGGCCGAUCUGACCUGCAUCGCCAACUUCCUGCCCGAGAUCACCAUUGGGGCGCAUGACAAUGAUGCGUCAUACUACGCCUACCAGUCGCUCCCAGGAAAGAAGUACGCUCCAGGGUACAACGCCGACAUCGGAGAUAAGAACAUCUGGCUGAAGUGAAAGUGAAACCACUUUGUGGUCUGCAGCUGGCCCAGGAUGGAGGGUGGGGUUGCUACGCCAAUGACAUCCCUCCCAUACUUGUGAUCUAGAAAGCCUACGAGUUGCUUUGUUUGCUACUGUGGUGGGUCUAAAUUUAUGCAGAGGGGACAAUUUCUUUGUCAUAAACUAAUGUAUGUAUUAAAAAAAAAAAAACUUAA